Messenger RNA from Rhodotorula toruloides NP11, 1038 nucleotides. Its product is annotated as phytanoyl-CoA dioxygenase family protein. NCBI's taxonomy places the organism in Eukaryota, Fungi, Basidiomycota, Microbotryomycetes, Sporidiobolales, Sporidiobolaceae. The coding region runs from base 1 to 1038 and encodes 345 amino acids. The transcript has 3 exons. The record is from RefSeq and is a predicted model, not a curated record.
AUGCCCAACGUCAACAUGCUCACUCGUCCCCAGUCCGCUCUGCCUGGUCAGCCUGGCCUGAUCACGCUCUCGCCGGAGGAGAAGGCGGCGGGCAAGUGGUCUCGCGCCAACUUGCAGCGCGCAAUGGAGCUCAUGCACCGCGACGGCGUCCUUGCGGUCGCUGGAGUCGUCGACAUCGACCACGUCAAGGCGCUGCGUGAAGCGAUGGACCCGGUCGCUCGCAAAGUCGCCGCCUCCAAGACGAAGCUGUCCCAGUUCAACCAGGGCUUCGCGACCAACUUCCUCAUGAGCCCGCUCCUCACCAACAAGGACUUGCUCUUCGACGAUGUAUACGCGAACCGCUUCGUCCACUCGCUCAUCGAGGCGUACCUCGGCCCGGACAUCAAGAUCCACCUCUGCACCGCCAAUGUCGCGAUGCCUCGCACGCAAGACCGUCAGCGGGUCCACAAAGACCUCCCGUGGAUCCACCCCCUCGCACCCUUCAUCGUGAACCUGAACUUGCUUCUCUGCGACUUCAACGAGCACACCGGCUCGACCGAGUUCUGGUGCGGCUCGCACAAUACGACAGCCUGGGACCAGGUCUUCCCGUCGAAGGACGCGGGCGCCCCGAUCUGCGACGUAGCGGACGACUGCCUCGAAGCGCGCCGUCUCGAGCGACCCGGAAGUCAAGUCGACUUGCCGAUGGGAACCGUUUUGCUGCGCGACCUCCGCACCUGGCAUGCGGGAAUGCCAAACCACUCGGACGAGUGGCGAAUCAUGACGGCUGUCGAGUACGCGGCGUCGUGGUACCCCGAGCCGGCGCGCAAGCAGAAGGCCCCGCUGUCCGCCAAGCCGAUUCUCGAGAAGUACACCAAGACGGACCUCGACUUCGUUCCCGACGCUGAAUGGGAGAGCUUCGCCCAGAACUGGGACUUUGUCGACCCGAAGGCCAUGAAGCUGCCGAGCGUGCCGGGCGCCGACGAGGGAACGGCCGAGGGAGGCGAAUGGGUGACGCUCAACGCGAUCAGGGAGGAAGAGAAGUACGAUCGCAAGGUGUAG